AGUCAUUACAAAUAAACAGGAGAUACAGAAAGGUACUUCAUCCCUUCAGAUAACGAAACCACCGAACGGGAGCAACUUUGUCUCCGGGACGACAUCGUGAUUUUGUCGGUUGACAAGAUGGAGCUUAGCCGAAAACUGACGGAUUUUGCGUUGAUAAGCGUGGCGAUGCUUUUUGUUUCGUUCGCGAGAGUGUCAUCGCAGUGCAGCAGUGAACAAGUGAAAACGUGCCCCAACGGACUUUGCGACGAUGAAACCGAGUGUCAAGGCUCGAGUUCUUCAGCCAGUGGUGUGGAGGCGAUAGUGGCUAUCAUGAGCGUCUCUGUAGUCUUAAUUCUUGGUUUAGUUAUUCUCUUGGUUUAUAUUUGCCUUAAACAGGGGCCUUGGUCACAUACCGGCGAAGCAACUGAUUCGAAUGAGAACACUUGCGAAAGAAGUUCUGUGGAAAUUCCAGAAUAUAUUAUGCGGCGGCGAUUUUCAUCGCUAAGCAUGGUGUCUGGACCUCCGCCAUAUUUCAGUCUUUUCAGGUUUAUUUUGAACGAGAAUGGAGAGAUAACAAGCACGGUUAUCGGAGAGAACUCAGUCAGAACUGAAAACACACGCCUUCCUAGUGUCGCCGACCAACCACCUGACUACGGCGUACUGUUCGCACAAUCUCCACCGCCUUAUGAUCAUGUUAUACAGAGUGAACAAUUGACUGUAAUUACAACUAAUGCCAGCACCAUCUCUGAAUGUUAAAAGACGUUCUUGGUCUUCACUGUAGUGAAGCGGCUAAAUGAAUUCAGGACCGCGAAACUUGUCCAUAACGCCAGAAUGAUCGCGAAGCCUUGUCGGCCUCCGUGAGUGUGGGUAUCACUUGAAAUCACCGAUGUUAUUUGAAAUCAAGAAGGGACCAUUGAUAAUAAAAGAUGAAAUGAUUUAAGACGAAUAGUACUAUAGAUUCCCACUUAUGAUGUCAGAACCAGGCUAUCAAAUACCUCGACACUGACUGUGGAAUGUAAAAAUUCAAGCAACCGCGCGUUGCUAUGUAAAGUAGUCAACCAUGGCCAAGAGAUAAUUUAAUGCUCAGAUUUUACUCUUCAAUUUUACCUUUAACUUACUCUAAGCGAUUUUACUUUUUAAAGCUAGACUAUUGUAGAAAACCGCGUCAAACUUCUCUAGUUACGUUGCGAGGAUCAGGAUAAUAUCACGACGGUCUUUUUAUCAUGCCUAUACCGAGCGCGUCAAAGAAACUUCGAGAGAACGAAAGUCGGCGAAUGGGCACAGCGUAAAAUGGGAUAUUAAGGUGAUGUACACUUGUUGUCGUGUUAUAAGAACUGGUCAAGGGCUGUAAAAAGCUGCGUUAUUUGGCAGAAUCUGCACAUUAAGCAUUUGUUUAUUGCUCGCGUCAGUUUGGGGGAUCCGGAAAAGGCGAGUCCGGAAAAUCGACCCACAGGGUGGAAGUCAAAAGCCACGAAAAAUAGAUUACGUUUACUUUCUUUUGUAAGAGAAGAAAUAAUUCUCAAAAUAGAUCAUAGAGUAUUAUGCUUCUAUUAUCUUUUUGUAUUUUAGUUUUCGAUUUCGUAUCUAAAUGGACAAUAAUUGUUGUAUUAUAUUUGUUUCUAAUGGAUUAAGUGAAAUGACUCUGUUAGUAUUUAUUAGUUUAUUUUUGAGCUAAUGCUCUUUGUUCAUACCCAAGGUUAUUAUGAUAUUUAAUUCUUUAUUUAUUGCGUUCAAUAAAGCAAUAUCUGAUAUUGCGA
Orbicella faveolata is the source of this 1736-nucleotide messenger RNA. RefSeq lists its product as uncharacterized. Lineage: Eukaryota; Metazoa; Cnidaria; Anthozoa; Scleractinia; Merulinidae. The record is from RefSeq and is a predicted model, not a curated record.